ACUAGAGGAAGAUGAGCGCAGCCUGGUGGAGGAGCUAGCUCUUCUGGAGGGACUUGCAUGCAACACAAAUGAGAUUGAAGCAGAUGAUGCACUACCAACAACAAAGUUGGUGGGUCAAGCAUUCGAAGACCAUAAGAAGACUAUCUGGUCCUGGUUGAUGCACGAUGAAGUUUCAAGUAUUGGAAUCUAUGGCAUGGGUGGAGUGGGUAAGACAACUUUGGUGAUGCAUAUGUAUAAUCAGCUUCUAUGGAGAUCAGAUACUUUCUCUCAUGUUUACUGGAUUACUGUUUCACAAGAUACCAGCAUUAAAAAAUUGCAGGGCAGUAUCAGAAGAUGUAUUGGUUUAAAUCUUUUUAAUGAAGAUGAGGAGCGGCACAUAGCAGUUGAAAUGAGAAAAGAAUUAAUGAAGAAACAGAAAUGGGUUUUGAUUUUAGAUGAUUUGUGGAACACUAUUGAGAAGCUGGGAGUUCUUGUCAAAGUUAAAGGAUGCAAGCUUAUUCUCAUAACUCGAUCAAAAAAGAUUUGUCAACAAAUGGAUACCCUACACAUAAUCAAAGUGAAGCCUAUUUUGGAGGAAAAGGCUUGGAUUUUGUUUAUUAAGAGACUCGGACAUGACAUAACACUUUGUCCAGAAGUGGAACAAAUUGCAAAAUCUAUCACAUAGGAGUGAUGGUUUGCCGCUAGGAAUUAUAACAACGGCUGGAGCCAUGAAGGGGGUGGAUGACAUAAACAAGUGGAGGAAUGCUUUAGAGGACA
Molecule: messenger RNA, 756 nt
Organism: Populus euphratica (Euphrates poplar)
Lineage: Eukaryota; Viridiplantae; Streptophyta; Magnoliopsida; Malpighiales; Salicaceae
Product: probable disease resistance protein At4g27220
Exons: 1
Coding region: 158-664 (168 amino acids)
Molecular function (GO): ADP binding
Source: RefSeq, a predicted model, not a curated record